Messenger RNA from Heterobasidion irregulare TC 32-1, 198 nucleotides. RefSeq lists its product as uncharacterized. The record is from RefSeq and is a predicted model, not a curated record. The coding region runs from base 1 to 198 and encodes 65 amino acids. Lineage: Eukaryota; Fungi; Basidiomycota; Agaricomycetes; Russulales; Bondarzewiaceae. The transcript has a single exon.
AUGCCUAGGAAUCUUAGGCAGAUGAUGCGCUGGCGACCAGCAGAUAUGUACGAACACGCUUGUUUCCCGGCCCGGCUCAAUAUACGAUCGACAUCAUUGGAGGUCAACUGUCCUUCGAAUACGUCCUGCUUCUCUGUAGUCCGGUUCUCAACAUCGCGUGCUCGCACUAUCUUAAGGGCGACGGCAUUGUUCAAAUGA